AAUAUAUUCAACUAUUGAGCAUGAAUAUGAGCCAAAGAGCCUAAUAGUACUAUUACUACUACUAUUGCUACCACUCCUACCACUUUCUCUGUUUCUUUUUCCCCAUCCAUGGCUUCUUGUAAUGGGAUUGUUCGCCGAAUGGUGAGCCUUCCGCGAAGCAUUUUCGGGGGAUUUUCAAGAGCCAUGGGAGGAAGAAGAUCUCCAACUAUACUACCAUCAAACCUCCAACAACUACAAUAUCCACAAGAUCAUCAUAACAUACUUGUACCACAGGAAAUGGAAUUUCUGGCUAGCUUUGAGCACCAAUAUGGCUUCACUCAUCCAUGCUUCUACACUUGUCAUUUCAUGGAGGCUUUAAAGAUAGCAAAAGAGAAAAAUAAGUUCUUGUUCAUGUAUCUUCAUUCACCUGAACACCCCUUCACUCCUUCCUUCUGUAGAGAAACACUUUGUUCAGAACUGACAGCUGAGUAUCUUGAUGCCAACUUUGUUUGCUGGGGAGCUUUAGCAGAUAAAGGUCAAGGUCUGCAAAUGGCUGCCCUAUUGGGGCCAGCUACUUACCCUUUCUGCACUGUCAUAGCUCCUUCCACUGGGGAUAACAUAGCAGUACUGCAGCAGAUUGAAGGGCCAAUUUCCACAGCUGAGCUGGUGGAGAUUCUGCAGAGAACAAUGGAAGAGCAAGGUUUGGCUUUUGGUGGCUCUAAGGCCAUGCAGGAAGAAAAAAUAAGAGCUGAUCGUCGUUUAAGAGAAGAACAGGAUGCAGCUUAUGUUGCAGCUUUACAAAUUGACAAGGAAAAGGAAAGGCUGAAGAAUCUAGCCUUAAGAGAUCAAAGAGUACAGAAACCAGCAGAAGCUGCAAAAAGAGCAGGUUAUGACAUGUUCAGAAACAAUCCAAGUACAAUUAAGCCUUCUACUACCAGAGAAACUCAAUCUAAUAAUAAACAAGCUUUAAACACAGCAAAGGAUCCUCAGGCUACUCAGAUACUAAUAAGGUUUCCAAAUGGGGAAAGAAGAGAGCAGAGGUUUUCGAGCACAGAAAAAGUGCAGUCAAUUUACAGAUUCAUAAACUCCCUGGGGUUGCCUGGGGUUGAAAACUACAGAUUGGUCUCAAGCUUUCCAAGAAGAGUUUAUGGAGUUGACCAAAUGGGACAGACUCUUAAGGAUGCUGGUUUGCAUCCUAGAGCAAGCCUUUUCCUUGAAACCCUUUGACACUAACUCGAGAUCAACCACUUUAGUAUAACUCAUAAUCAUAUAUAUUUAUAAUCAAGUUUAGAGAUAUUGUUAAUUAAAAAGUGAAUGCUUGAGUUAUUAUCAUCGUCAUUUUU
This is a messenger RNA of Humulus lupulus (European hop), 1322 nucleotides long. Its product is annotated as plant UBX domain-containing protein 10-like. The record is from RefSeq and is a predicted model, not a curated record. The transcript has 4 exons. Gene Ontology annotation, molecular function: ubiquitin binding. Gene Ontology annotation, cellular component: endoplasmic reticulum. Lineage: Eukaryota; Viridiplantae; Streptophyta; Magnoliopsida; Rosales; Cannabaceae. The coding region runs from base 109 to 1206 and encodes 365 amino acids.